Messenger RNA from Strongylocentrotus purpuratus (purple sea urchin), 2189 nucleotides. RefSeq lists its product as uncharacterized. The record is from RefSeq and is a predicted model, not a curated record. The coding region runs from base 169 to 1881 and encodes 570 amino acids. NCBI's taxonomy places the organism in Eukaryota, Metazoa, Echinodermata, Echinoidea, Camarodonta, Strongylocentrotidae. The transcript has 14 exons.
AGCGUAUCUAGAUCUAGAAGGGCGUGAUCGUGAUGAAGAUGCACACCAGAUUUUCACUCUUUUUGCUAAUCAUCUGUUUGACAUUAUGGAGAAAAUGUACAGGAAAACAGUGUUGCAAAUGAGAGCCAUGCUAGUAAGACAAGUUUCAUCUAUAAUGGUGAUCUGUUGAUGUCUGAUGGAUCACAGCAUGUAGACAUAGCAUCCACUGUAUACCCUAGCUUAGGUCUCACAUCUGAUCAGGAUCAUGUAUAUCAGGAAUAUCUCAUUCUUCAAGCCAAGGCAGUUGGUAUCGAUGGUUUCAUGAUUGAGUGGGGAUAUAUGGACCAUUCUAGUGAUAGAGCUUUGAAGAGCUAUCUUACAUUAGCCCAGAGACACACACCAUUCAAACUUGCUGUCAAUUGGUGUGACCAUUGGUUGGCAUCAGAAUUAAAGAACAAAUCAUCUCAAGAGGUGAUUGAUGUGUUUCACAGUAAUCUACAAUACCUGAUGGACACCAUGUACAGCUCUCCUCUAGCAUUAUAUCACCAUGGUAACCCAGUCAUCUUUUGGUUUGGAGGAGGACUUACAUCAGGACAGUUCAGAGCACUUCUGUCCAUGCCCAUCACCCUACCACCCGGUGCCAAGCCUCCUAUUUGGAUCGGAAGCUUCUUAAAAUUCGUCGCUACCCCAGAACUGUGGGAAGAGUGGGGUAAUCUAUUGAAUGGUACAUUUGGCUGGUCCCCACACGGAAUGAGACCAACACCAGCAAACAUGUCUGAAUGGGAUUUCUAUGGCACUGUUGAUGAUGCUGUUGAGUAUCAGAGGAAUGUGUCUAAGUUUGGAGAACGCUGUUUAUCUUCGGGAAGCUGUGUGCUGUGGUGUGGAUCAGCCUCUCCGGGGUUCGACAAUAGAGGGUGCGCUGGAUGGGGUCGUGAACUACGCUAUCUACCUCGUCUUGAUAUCAACAAUCAGUCCAGGUCCACAUAUGACUCACAAUGGAAGUAUCAUCUUAGUAGUAAUACAUCAGCAGAGUAUAUUAUAAUACCAACCAUGAAUGAUUUUCCUGAGGCGACUCCUCUUCUUGAUAUCAAUGCAUCCCUAUCAAGUCUCUACAGUACAUUAAUAUACGCCAGUAGAUGGAAAGACCAUUCCUACGACGUGAGAGGGCUUAUACUGUGUCCUGUAUGGUAUCGGUUAUACAAGGAGAUGCAAUUCUAUAACAUGACGCCAGGGAUUAAUGUUCAAUCUCUAGAGGAUUCUCUUCAAGCUGCCAAGCUAGCCAUCAGUCAAGGAACACAAACAUCGCUCUCUAAAGCUUGGAUUCUCAUCCAAAAUGCCAAAGACCUUCUAGACUCAAUGAUUAAAUCAGAUAUCAGUGAAGAUGAGAUGAAGAUACCAGUGCCAAGCUCCAUCAUGUCAUUCUCUCUUCCACCCAUCAUAGAGAAUGGGUCUUACAUCAUCAAUCAUACCAGUCCAAUCUAUCUUCACAUGGCUGAGGAGACGGCAUCAAUACUCAGACAAAACAACUUCAAGGGUUUGCUUAGGUUUCAGUACCAGCCACUUACACAAGGCAUUAACUACAUAAGAGUGAUAUCCUCCAGUGAGACACACACAUCAGACCCAUCUCUCAAGUAUACAUUUCACUCUAAGGGACUGGCCAAGGAGUCUAAGAGGAGCUGGAGGUACACAGUAAAGUCAGACCGAUCUGAAGUGUGUAAGAUACAUGUUAAUGGAACAGGCAAGGGAGGAGGAGCGUGGCAGAAUGCUACAGUAGCUAUGUACAAGGAGAAUCAAUCUUGGGAUCAUUCAGCCACACAUGAAUCAGACCUGGUCUUCAUCUCUCUAGCUUCCUAUGCAGUCAGAAACAUAUCCCUUCAAUUCACCGUCUUCUCAAAGAGAUAGUUAUGAUCAAAAUGACAUGUCCGACUGGUUUCAACACUUGACUGGAGAUGCGAAGGUCAUGGGUUCAAGCUCCAGCACUGUACUUGUGCAAGGCAUUUUUAUCUAGAUUGCCUGUAAAUUUAUCCAGAGACUUGCUUGGAGGAUAUCCACAAACUCAUUUUAAGUUUGAAAAAGUGAUUUUCUUCCGUUGAUAAGACAAUAAUGCAAUAUCAAUGAAUUUGUUCUAAACAAGGCGAUAUGAUUGUCUUCCAAAGUUUUUAUCAUAUAUUAUACGUAUGUACAUGUAAUAAAUGUAUUUAUUCUUCAUA